Molecule: messenger RNA, 2325 nt
Organism: Penicillium antarcticum
Lineage: Eukaryota; Fungi; Ascomycota; Eurotiomycetes; Eurotiales; Aspergillaceae
Exons: 3
Coding region: 1-2325 (774 amino acids)
Source: RefSeq, a predicted model, not a curated record
AUGAUCCUCCCAUACGAAGGCGAACGCGAGUCCCAAACCCCGUCUCCACCGCAAAUCGCCUACCUGUCGCAACUUAAUUCCCGCAACUACGACAUGGCCGUCGGCUCACGUCAAAAGAAAAAUUUUUCCCGCUCGGCCUGGACACACGAGGAUGUGAAUGUCAGUCGUAGACUGUCGGAUAUUGGCGAAGAGCUUUCCCCUGCGAAAUCGGAUAAUUUCGACGAGUCUGGGGGCGCACACGAAUCGAGUUCCCCACCUCAGCACGAGGCCGAGUCGAGUUCCAGCUCGACGGUGAGUGCGGGGAGUCGACGCGCUUCGGAGUCGAGGUCACCGCAGAUUGAUCGUGAUAUGGCGGCUGCUCAGGCUGAGGUCGUGAAAGCGCAGGCGAGUCUGGUGGGAGCCAGUCCUACCCUGGCAGCAAGCAACUCCGUCGCGUCUGCUGCUGCUGAGGGCAAAGGGCCCGGGGAGGAGUUCUCGUCGGCGAUACUGAGUAGUGAGGCGGAGAGGAUUCUGGAAAAUGCGAAGAAGCGCUUGAAUCUUAUGGAAGGCAAUUUGACCCGCGCUCGCUCGACUACGCGUAUGACGCCCUCGCCUUCGCCCUCUCCGUCUGGGAACACCCCGAUGGGCAUGCACCACCCCGUCGGCGGACUGUAUCGAUCGAUAUCCCGCACCGAUCCUAAGAACUCGUCGCUGCGUCGGCAAUCGCUCAUUUCGAAUCAGGAUUCAUCGAAUAAUCGACACUCGAGAGUCCAUUCUGAGACGAAUAUCCCGUCUGAGUCGAGCAUGUCGAAUGAUAAGACGGGAAUGUCUCGCUCGGUUAGUGCCAUGGGCGCGAGCACUUCGUCCAGUCUUCAUACGGAUGAUCGGUCGUUUCAGUACGAGCCUACGAGGGCAUAUCUUACGCACCGCGCCUCGAUAUCUUCUAUCAGGCCUCCUGUGCAGAUCCAGGAGCAGCCAGCCGAGCCGGAGGCUACACCAUCGCCUGUCUCUGAAAGUCACGGCUCGGCAGAGUCACCGCAGGGCUUGGGGAUCUCCGAUGAGGGAUCGAAGUCUAGCCCGGACAGGUUCAGUCCUGUCUACAGCUCGUACGGCCCGCCUAGUCGCGCGCAGUCGCAGUUGCAAGUGCGUGAUCUGCAGUAUCAGAUGAAGGGUCUGCAUAUCAAGAUAUCUUCCCUCAAAGUGAAGUCUCAGGAGGAUAACCUUCGCAGGCGUAGUCUGCAAAGUUUGCGUACGCCCAGUCCGUUGACGGCUGCUGAUCACUGGUAUGCCAAUGCGCUGGAGCUCAAAGAUGGCCGUAGCAGCCGUGGCUCCAGUGCCAGACGCGAUACAAGUUCUGAAUACGCCCGGCGUGUCUCGAACGGUGGUUUGCAAAACGAUCGACGUGCUUCUGGGGAUAGUCCUGUCGAGCAUCCUGCUGAGAAUACAUCGAAGAAUGCUGGCAACUGGCAAACCCAUGGGCCCGAAUACGAUGACGAUCAAUCUGUCGCUGGGAGCAUGUAUGAAGAUGCUGAAGAGGGCGGUUAUGACGAUGAGAUCGACCGUGAAGCUCUGGAUGAGAUCCUCCGUGAACCGCUUGACGACGAUCUAGAGGGACCCAUCACGGACACGACGCCUCACGAGAUGCGUGAGGAUGCUUUCGACUACGAGCAUUUCAUUCUGCACAGCGCCCUAGGCAAUUUCGCGCGACCACUCCGCCGCGCGAGCACCAGCUCCAAUGGCUCUAUUGAAACCACACGCCCGACAUACACCGCAAAGCACUCGCGCACCAACAGCGCCAUGUCCGACUCGACGGUGGCAACCUUCGCAACUGCAACAGAAGGACGCCCAGAUGACGAAGACGACCUUGACAGCGUGAUGUAUUGGGACCGACGAUUUAAUCACGAACUACGACAUGGACAUGUCCACACUCACUCUCAUUCCCACCACGGCCCCAGUCCAAUUCAAGAAGCCCAAGAACCCGACCGAUCAGAAACUCCCCGUGGAUCCCGCGCCCACAGCGACAAUACUCUCACCCCCGUCGACGAGGUGCUCGCCCCACAGAAACAAACCGGCCGCUCGUCAUCCACCGCCGGCACCGCAACCCCAAACUCCCUCGUCUCAUCCCUCGUCUCGACUGUGCGCGCAGCAUCCAGCACGCCCGUCGCCGGCGGCAUCAACGACGACGAUACGCAGAUGCUGGAAACGCUCUUCGCCAGCCUGGGCAAUGUCUGCAUGGAUCUGCAAGCCAUCACGACUUCUCCAGACCCGGAUCAGAAGGCUGCACGUGUAUUACGGCGCCGGCUAGAUGCGGCGCGGAGAGUGUUGGAGGGCGAACUCGACGCUUAA